This is a messenger RNA of Osmerus eperlanus (European smelt), 2721 nucleotides long. RefSeq names its product sterol carrier protein 2a (gene scp2a). The transcript is spliced from 16 exons. The record is from RefSeq and is a predicted model, not a curated record. Lineage: Eukaryota; Metazoa; Chordata; Actinopteri; Osmeriformes; Osmeridae. Bases 25 to 1746 code for a protein of 573 amino acids. Gene Ontology annotation, molecular function: acyltransferase activity, transferring groups other than amino-acyl groups.
ACCACGAGAAAAGCAUUGUGGGUAAUGCGAGCAAAGGUAGCCAUCAAGCAGAGUAGGAUAAGGAAACCUGACAUCUUUCCCUUGGUUCACUCACUUUCUGGAACCUCUUGUCGAAGGACACCGAUCAUGGCACCUCAAAGGAACAGGGUGUUUGUCAUUGGAGUAGGAAUGACAAAGUUUGAGAAGCCUGGAUUGGAAGACUUUGACUACCCAGACAUGGCCAAGGAAGCAGGUCAGAAGGCCUUAGCAGAUGCUGGGAUACCCUACUCUGCCAUAGAGCAAGCUUGUGUGGGCUAUGUGUAUGGUGACUCCACCUGUGGCCAAAGGGCCAUCUACCAUGGCCUGGGUCUGUCUGGCAUCCCCAUCAUCAAUGUCAACAACAACUGCUCCACUGGCUCCACUGCCCUGUUCAUGGCUCGCCAGCUGGUGCAGGGAGGACUGGUUGACUGUGUGCUAGCUCUUGGGUUUGAGAAGAUGGAGAGGGGUUCCUUAUCCUCAAAGUACAUGGACAGGACCAACCCUAUGGAUAAGCACAUGGAAGUGAUGAUCAACCGCUAUGGGAUGGUGGCUGCCCCGGCUGCUCCCCAGAUGUUUGGCAACGCCGGCAGAGAGCACAUGGAGAAAUAUGGCACUAAACCAGAGCACUUUGCCAAGAUUGCAUGGAAGAACCACAAGCAUUCCACCAACAACCCGUACUCCCAGUUUCGAGAUGAGUACAGCUUGGAGCAGGUCAUUAAUUCCAGAAAAGUGUUUGAGUUCCUCACUCUUCUACAAUGCUGCCCCACGUCAGAUGGUGCUGGAGCAGCCGUCCUGGCCAGCGAGGACUUUGUGAGGCGCCACGGUCUGGAGGGACAGGCGGUGGAGAUCCUGGCCCAGGAGAUGGUGACGGACCUCUCCAGCACGUUCGAGGAGAACAGCUGCAUGAAGAUGGUGGGGUACGACAUGUCAAAGCUGGCAGCUCAGAAGUGCUUCGAGACGGCCGGCCUCAAGCCCAGUGACGUCGACGUCAUCGAGCUCCACGACUGCUUCUCAGCCAAUGAGCUGAUCACGUACGAGGCCCUGGGACUAUGUCCCGAGGGGAAGGCCGGAGAGCUGAUAGACAGGGGAGACAACACGUACGGGGGCAAGUGGGUGGUUAACCCCAGCGGAGGGCUCAUCUCCAAAGGACAUCCUCUGGGAGCCACAGGUCUGGCCCAGUGUGCUGAGCUGUGCUGGCAGCUGCGAGGGGAGGCAGAUAAGAGGCAAGUCCACAAGGCAAAGGUCGGCCUGCAGCAUAACAUCGGCCUAGGAGGAGCCGUGGUCGUGGCUCUUUACAGGAUGGGGUUCCCUCAGGAAGACAGCUCUCCGGUGGCAGCGGUGCCUACCAGUUCCCCCGGUGGUGGUCUAGAGGACUUCAAAACCUUCUCUGUCUUUCAAGAGAUCGAGAAGAAACUACAGGAGGAGGGUGAGGGGUUAGUCAAGAAGAUAGGAGGUGUCUUUGCGUUUAAGGUGAAGGAUGGGCCGGAGGGGAAGGAGGCUCUGUGGGUGGUGGACGUGAAGAAUGGCAAAGGUUCCGUCAGCAACGACACAGACAAGAAGGCAGACUGCACCAUAGCCAUGGGGGAUGAGGACCUGAUGUCAUUGAUGACUGGCCAGAUGAAUCCUCAGACGGCUUUCUUCCAGGGGAAGCUGAAGAUCACUGGGAACAUGGGCAUGGCCAUGAAGCUGCAGAGCCUUCAGAUGACAGCUGCCAAGGCCAAGCUCUGAAUCACCUCUUUUGUGGAUUGCUCCUUUCUCAAUGGCGCAGUCUUGUCCUUUUCCCCACUCCUUUUCCUUUAUGAACCAUCCUUUCAAGCACUUACUUUCCUCUCUGGCUCUCUUUCUCUCUCUCUGGCUCUCUAUCUCUCUCUCUCUCUCUCUCUCUCUCUCUGGCUCUCUCUCUCUCACCUUCUAUUGUCCUGCUGUCUGUUUGCAGUCUUUAUGAGAAACAUAGAGACUUAGAGAAAUUAACCUGAUCCCUAGAAAUUAAUCUAACUCUUCCUAAUGAAGCCUACUUUAUUGACAUUUAGUUGACUGAAUAAUUAACUUGCAUUAUUAUCAUGAAAUCCGGUCCCUAAUGUUUCAGACAUCUGAAGUUGAAUUCAGUCAAACUAAUGUUAACUGUCCUCAUUCUGACAAGCUGCUGUUAUGAAGAUAACUUGGAGAUGGAGAGAUAAUGGCAGUCGAGAAAUCCAAUUAAGGUUUCUUUUGGCCUGAGCUCUGGCUUUAAAGUGCUUGUGUUAGAAGGGGGUGUACAGAUUAUCUUUAAGACUGAUGUGAUCUUUGACACUUUGGGAAUGAAUAAUACUCAACUGGAACUGUUCUCUUCUGUACAUCGCUACUGUAGCAUAAGAGGAAAUAACUCACAGGGGGAAUAACUCACAGGCAAAUAUCAACAUAUACAUAAAUAUUAAUGUUACAAUUGCAGUUCAAUCCAUAGCAUAGUUUAUAUUUCUGUUCUAAUGUUUAAUAAUGAUGUAAUGCCACUCAAGACCACUCAAUGUGCCUCAAAUGCCACUCUUUCUGAAAUUGCAUUUUUAAUGAAAGACUAAAGAUAAUGUGAGAGCAACAUUUUGUAUAAAUGUAUGUAAUUUUUGCUAAAUAAUUGCUAUAUUGAUGGAUGGAUGAAUGUUUCUGUUUAAGUGGUAUUUGUAAUCACUUUCAAAUAUUCAAAAUAAAACAUUUUAAGAAACUGUUGGAUUU